AUGGACAUGAUAACAGUCUUGCAGGGUGGUGUGUGGGCCCUAUUGCUUUGGCCCUGUCUCCUCACCGUAAGCCACCCACUGGACUGUAAGGAAGAGCAGGGCAGUAUCUCUCGGUGUCCCACCAUCUCCCAAGAGAAACUUCUUGACAGAGUCAUCCAGCACGCUGAAGUCAUCUACCGUGUCUCCGAGGAGUCCUGCACUUUGUUUGAGGAGAUGUUUGUCCCGUUCCCCAUGCGGCUCCAGAGGAACCAGGCUGGCUAUACAUGCAUCACCAAAGCCUUACCUAUUCCCAGCUCCAAGAGUGAAAUCCAACAAAUAUCUGAUACGUGGUUGCUCCACUCAGUGCUGAUGCUGGUCCAAUCGUGGAUCGAGCCUUUGGUAUACUUGCAGACCACACUGGAUCGCUAUGAUGACGCUCCGGACUUGCUGCUUAACAAGACCAAGUGGGUGUCAGAGAAGCUGGUCAGCCUGGAGCAAGGGGUGGUGGUUCUCAUGAAAAAGAUGCUGGAUGAGGGGAUGUUGACCACAGCCUACAAUGAGCACGGCCUUGUCCAGUAUGAUGUGCAGCCAGAGAUGCUGGAAUCCGUUCUGAGAGACUAUAUGUUGCUCAGCUGCUUCAAGAAAGAUGCCCAUAAGAUGGAAACUUUCCUCAAGCUUCUCAAGUGUCGACAAACUGACAAAUACAACUGUGCAUUAUAUUAA
This is a messenger RNA of Myripristis murdjan (pinecone soldierfish), 702 nucleotides long. It is a transcript of the gene smtla, whose product is annotated as somatolactin alpha. Gene Ontology annotation, biological process: positive regulation of growth; positive regulation of tyrosine phosphorylation of STAT protein; response to nutrient levels. NCBI's taxonomy places the organism in Eukaryota, Metazoa, Chordata, Actinopteri, Holocentriformes, Holocentridae. The coding region runs from base 1 to 702 and encodes 233 amino acids. Gene Ontology annotation, molecular function: growth hormone receptor binding; growth hormone activity. Gene Ontology annotation, cellular component: extracellular region. The transcript is spliced from 5 exons. The record is from RefSeq and is a predicted model, not a curated record.